AUGGCGACACCACUACCUACCGACGCGACUUAUGUCGAAACAGACUUUCGUUCGCCCCGUCGGACAAAGCGCUGCCCGCCGUUCAGCGGCAAGUACCGCAAAGCUAUCAUCGGAGGGAUCGCAGUAGUCGUAGUGGCUGCAGUGAUUGUGCUCAUUGUCGUGUUGGCGACGUCCGACGACGACGACAAUGAGAGCGCAAAUGUAUCCGUAAUAGUCGCAGACGAGCCGCUCGUGCUGCCCCACGUCGCUGUAGCCAACUUGACAAUGGCGAGUGCAGCAUCGACGGACGAUACGUUGGACGCCUGUGUCCAGCGAGGGUGGAUCCCCACAGGCGUUGACUGGGCAGCCGCUUCGGCGUCGGGCAGCGCCGUCUCGUACUUGUGCAUGCAGCAGAGUACGCAGCGUGUGGACACUGAUGGAGAUGGAGGGGGUACAGUCAAUUUGGACGACUUGGCGGUGGUGCGACGCAUCGUUGUUGUCUCUGAGGCCGAAGAAUGUCCGUCGACUAUGCAGACAGUGUCGAACCCGAGCUCGGGCGUCUUUGUCUGUGCAGAGUACGUCGCGGCAAGCACAGCGUUCGAGACCCAGCAGUACGUGGUUGACCUCAUGACAACGACCGAGGCCUUUUACAACCACGAGACUCCGGGAUGGAUCACCUGGCCCACUGACCUCAAGAUCGACGCAGACGCCUCUGGGGUCUACCUCAGUGCACGUUACCCCGUGCGUCCUAUCGUGGGGCUUGCAGUGCUGACCAACGCAACCGCUGGUACCAUUUAUUCCGCGUGCAACGAGCUACAGCCGCUGGGACAAUGGGAGGCACCUGGAUUCAUGCUCAAGUCGUCUGCUAUCAGUGACUCCAGUGAUGUUCUUGUCUGUGUGCAGCGUCCGAAUGGAAACGCGACGGGUGCGUCUUCCGUCUUGACCGUCCUCAAUGUGGUGUUGCCAACCGAACCGUGUCCUGAAUCUACUGCCAAUGCCACGGAGGUCACCAGUGACCAGAUCAAACUUUGCGCCGAAUGGGGUCUCGUUGACUUCGAUCCCACCAGCAACUUCGUGUCCAGCCAGGCAAACUCGUCGUUCGUUGCAGAGUUAUCGCAGUACCAAACCACAGAAGAUGGAGCCGCUAGUUUCACUACCUCGACGCUCCCUGGAGACUGGGACGUUAUCGGCAAUGGGUCGACGGGAGACGUGCGUACAUUCUUUUUGACUCGACGGUCCAGGCCGUUUGCCUCGCUUACUAAUUCCACCGGAACGGGUAGCACUGUGAGCAUGGACAACGAGGUGUCGUCGUCCGUUGAAGCAGUGGCGUCUAGCUCGACCGACGAGCUGUCUUUCCGAGUGCUCCAAAUUGCUGAUCUGCAUAUCUCCGGUGACCCGGAUCACCCGUGUGCAGACAGUCCCGACACGAUUCGGGAUAGUAUCUUGGCGGCCGCGUCAGAAAUUGCUCAGCAGAUGAGAGAAGACGGCAAUUCCACGAGCUCAACAGUUGCUGGUGAAGAGAAUGAUCCGAUGUACCGCGAGUGUCGCGAAGCAGUGACAAUCGCGUUCCUCGACGAGUUACUUGAUAUCGAGCAGCCUGAUUUUGUCGUCUUCACGGGCGACAACGUCCAACAACACCAGGAUCCGGGAAUGCAUAAACUGUCGAUGAACACGUUCAUAGCUCGCGUUGAGAGUCGACGAAUUCCGUGGUGUGCUGUGUAUGGCAACCACGAUGCGGAAGGCGGCUUAUCACGAGAAGACAUGCUGGAGCUGAUGAUACAAGGGAAGCAAUACUCACACGUGAAGUACGGGCCUCGUGACAUUGACGGCGUGGGGAACUACGAGGUCAAUGUUGUGGCGCCAGCGAAUGGCCCAUGGGGCGAGAGAGGGUCCACAGUCUUUCGCAUGUAUUUCUUGGACUCACAUGCCCUCAUCGACACGGCAGUGUAUCCAUCGAUCAACGACGCUGGCGACUAUGACUGGAUCAAAGAGUCUCAGAUUGAGUUCUACCGGGAGCUCGCGCUGUCCCACAUCGCGGAAGAAGCUGCGAACAACAACAGUGUCUUGCCGAACGGGAGUAUACCGGCAGUGAUGUACUACCACAUCCCUGUGCCAGAGUACGGGCUGGCCUCCCCGUUGACCCGGGUCGGCACUAGCCACGAAUCGGUCUUCAGCGCUGCGGUGAACAGCGGCUUGUUCUCUGCUUUAGUUGAAGUGGGCGACGUGAAAGCCACUUUCGUGGGACACGACCACAUUAACGAUUACUGCUACUUGCGGCAAGGCGUCCAACUGUGCUACGGUGGUGGCAUUGGACUUGGUAAGGCUUACGGGCAGACCGAUGUUGAGCGCCGAGCCCGAGUGCUCGAAUGGAAAUUUUACGCGAACGAGACACGCACCAUGCGAAGCUGGCAACGACAUUUUUCGGAUCCUACACAGAUCCAGUCGCUCGAAGUUCUCUACUCGGAAUAG
Hyaloperonospora brassicae is the source of this 2448-nucleotide messenger RNA. The record is from the annotation of a GenBank genome assembly. Lineage: Eukaryota; Oomycota; Peronosporomycetes; Peronosporales; Peronosporaceae.